UCAACCCUUCAACCUUGUCGUACGUCAACCAAAUUUGUUAGGGAAAGUCUUAAUUUUUUCAAAUUCCAAAUGGAAAUAACCUUCAUUUACUACAGUGAAAUUUUCAAUUUACUUUUAACUUUACAAGUUUUUUUAUAACUGAUCACAAAUGGCAUCACUUACUUUUAGUAGAGGAAUUAAAUACCUUCAACUGGACGUCAAAAGAACAAUUCUAACCUCAACAUAUUCUGUUUAUCGCACCUUUUCUAGUCAGGGUAAUGAACCAUCAUUCGGACUUCUUUUUGACAUCGAUGGUGUCAUUGUUAGAGGAAAAAAAGUUAUACCAAAGGUACCUGAAACUUUUAAAAAGUUGAUAAACUCUAAGGGGGAAUUUCGAAUCCCUACAGUGUUCCUGACUAAUGCUGGCAAUGGGUUGACUGCCGACAAAGCUAAGCAACUGAGUGAAUGGCUCAAUGUUAAGGUAUCUGAAGAACAUGUUGUGAUGGCCCAUAGUCCUCUUAAUGUCUUCCAUAACUUUCAUAGUAAAAAUGUUUUAGUUUCUGGGCAAGGACCAAUUGAAGAAAUAGCAAGGAAUAUUGGUUUCAAUAAAAUAGUUACCGUAGAGGAUGUUCGAAAGGCGUUUCCUCUGUUAGACGCAGUAGAUCACAAGCGCCGCAUAUCACAGCCAGCAAGCAAUGACCCAAACUUCCCUCGUAUCGAGGCCAUCUUACUGUUUGGAGAACCUGUGAGGUGGGAGACGGCUCUUCAACUGAUGAUGGAUGUGCUGAUGACUGAUGGAGAUCCUAACCAUCUCCCUAAGCACCACUCUUACCCUCACAUCCCCUUGUUGGCCUGCAACAUGGACCUUCAGUGGAUGGCAGAGGCCAACAUGCCUAGGUUUGGGCAUGGAGCUUUUUUACUGUGUUUGGAGGAACUUUACAAAAAGAUUACAGGGAAAGAUCUAAUUUACGAAACACUUGUUGGAAAGCCAAGUGAGGUCACCUAUAGAUAUGCCCAAAAGAUUAUUAUGAAUCAAGCCAAUAAGAUUCAAAUUGGUGAUAAAAUCAAGCGCCUUUAUGCCAUUGGGGACAAUCUAAACACAGACAUAUUUGGUGCCAACCUGUUCAAUGAGUGCUUGAUAAACAAGAAGAGCACACUUCCACCAAACAUGAACAUAGACAGAAGUGGCUUUAGUAACCCAAAUAUCACCGAAUGCGUCAGUGUUCUAGUCAAGACUGGAGUGUUUUCCAAUGAACUGUCAGACAGUGAGUUAGAUCAUGCUCCGAGGGAUUUCCUCCACUAUGGCAACAAGUAUCGCCAACCCUCCUUCACUACUCAGGAUGUAAACGAAGCUAUAGACAAAAUCUUUCAGUUGGAGGGCUUUCAUUAAAUGUAGUUUAGUUUAGUGACUGUUGUUUAUAUAAUAUUUUUAUUUUGUAUACAUAUUUUUAUUUUAACAUCAUACAUUCAUGCAAAUCCUAUUCUCUUGACUCAGUUUAGACUGUUACCUAGGUAGACAAUCCACAAUAGGUUGAUGCCUGAUGGGGUUUGUAUUUGCUAGGCGGGUGAAAUGUUUCAUGAUAAUUUUUGUCUUGAUAUAAAAAGACUGCUGAAGUGAAAUUACAUGAAAAAAUCAAUGAAAAUUAAGCCUUUUGAACAUUUAAUACUGGACAUAGCUGUCAAUGAUAGUUUGGCUUUUAAUUAAUGAUCCUGGAUAAUGUUUUAAAUUUAUCAAUUAAUAAUCAGUUGGUCUGAGUAUGUAACAAAGCUACAUCUCACUCCAUUUUAUAUCUACCUUAAUCAAACACACCCUCAUUGUCUGUCUAAAUUGAUUAAGAAACCGAUCAAUGUAUCAAAAUACAUUGCUCAUUGAAAUUAAUUGAUUAUAACUAUAUCAUCUUGAUAUCGUGAAUGACCGUAGACAUUGGACAAAUUGAGCAAUAAGACUCAAUGUUACUCUAAAGUUGAUUCUUGGUGCGAUAUAAGUAAUGAAUAUUGUGUCAUGUCAAUUGUAAGAGAAGUGGUUAUAGGGUAGCAUAAGACAUUCUUUUAGGUACACCUAGUAGGCUAUAUUUGAUCAAGUCGAAAAAUGUGAAUGAUCAUAUCAUGGCAAAAAUAAAUAUUUGAUAAUAUUUACCAAUUCCAAUUUUAGGUUUUUUAUCUUAUUAUGGAUCCCAUCAUAAUCCAAAUAAUUGAAUUCAUUCUCAUAGUUUGAGUUUUUUUUAUAGUAUUUUGAAUCAAAUUGAUAUCUUUGAUAUAGCAAUAUCAUAGAAGAAGAAUUAAUCUCUUAUUUUAAAAUUUAAUUUAAUUUUUGACACACAAGUUGUAUCGUGGCAGAAGCAUGACUUGACCAGACUAGAGUUAUGCAUCUGUAUCUGUUGCCAGAAUGAUCAUGUUUUCUUCUUUGCUGAACAUUAUAUUUUACCAGGGUUCUGUUUAAAAGAGGUCUAUUCGACUGAAGCAUGCUUUUAUGUGUUUAAUAUUUGCACUUUAUCACACCAGGGUACAAACAUUAAUAUUCAUAAAUAGAUUGAUAUGUUUAGUUAAAAGUGUUUUGAUGUUGGGGAACCAGGAACAAAUAGUUAAUAUAAAAACACUGCUCAAGUUAACUUGGUCAGAAAAAUCUACCAUCUUGCAACAAUCCUUAAGUCAAUGAUCCUUAAACUUGCAUGAUACUGGGAAAAUCAGUUUAAAAAAUACAAAUAACCUUCUAUUCAGAAUAAUUGUAUUAUAUAUUAUUAUUUAAUAUUUUAUUUGUUUAUUUUUAAAUCUUGUUAUGUAGUUAAUUAACUAAUUAAGUGUUUUCGUAUACCUAAGUCUCUGUUGUGUAGAUAAUCAAUAAUUAUAUAUUUAACUUUGAAAUGUAAAAAUGCCCAUUGGUAUUGGCAGUUACAUUUCUAUUGUGAAGGAUAAGAUUGUUAUCACCAAAAUCAGAUCAAUGUAGUUUUAAUUAAAGUUAGCCAGCUCUUAAUGUAGUUAACUGCUGUGCCUGUGACACUAGAAUAGAAUUGUGUGGACAUGAGCUAUCCAACUAUUUUAUGUUGCCUUUUUAACCAGUUUCAUUCUUGGUUUAACCAUUGUUCAUUCUUGAUUUUAACUUACAAAGUAAGCUGUUAUACAGUAAAAUUUUACUGUACUUACUUUUAAGAUCGUGUAUAUCCAAUGUUUUUCACUAGUUAAUUAGUUUGACAAAUCAUUAGCCAAUCUUAUCAGCCAAAAUCUGUUUACAAGUACUAUAUUGCAGUAUAGUAAAAGCCUGGGUGAAAAUGUGUAUUGUCAGACGUUCAAGUCUAUUCUAGUUUAAUAAUUGUAUUUAUUUAGUAAUACUUUAAAAUAAAAUUGUAUUAUUUGUUAACGGAUCGAAUUUAAUUGUUAUUCUUGUUGAAAUGUUUAUUUGUUAUUUCUGUUUUAAUAGUAAAUUUUGUGAUCAUAGGGUAAAAUGUAAGAUAUUUUAAUUUUGUUUAGUGUUGUGGAAAGUAGUUUAUGAAAAUGUAUGCUAUAUCAUAUUUAUUAAAACACUUAAUGUAAAGGUUUUCAAAAUCUAAUGUGAUGAAAGUUUUAAUGAAUGAUGUAUCUGUAUAUUUUUCAAAAAUCAUAUAAAUAAAACAUUGUAUUUUUAAAAUAA
This is a messenger RNA of Macrosteles quadrilineatus (aster leafhopper), 3604 nucleotides long. RefSeq names its product haloacid dehalogenase-like hydrolase domain-containing 5. The record is from RefSeq and is a predicted model, not a curated record. Lineage: Eukaryota; Metazoa; Arthropoda; Insecta; Hemiptera; Cicadellidae. Gene Ontology annotation, cellular component: mitochondrion. The transcript is spliced from 7 exons. Bases 149 to 1369 code for a protein of 406 amino acids. Gene Ontology annotation, biological process: glycerophospholipid biosynthetic process.